GAGUUGUUGUUUGAUCGGCUUAUGUUGAUCUGGUUGCUAACGUAAUCCAGAGUAAAGCAGAGGAGCUUUUGUCAGUUCCAGAAAGGAAAAGAACCAAUCAUUUCGAGGAAUUUUUGGGUGGAUUUGUUAGUUGUGAUGGCGUUGGGGAAGUCCUAUAGUUCUAAAUUGAAGCGCAGUCGCUUGAAUCCUUCGAACUUAGUUUCGAUAGACGAAAACUUAGUGCUUGUUCACUGUACACGAGCAAUGGGAAGGAAAAGGAUUGUUGUUACAAAUUGUUUGGCUAUGGAGACAUUGGCUUCUAGUUCUCAUUUCAAGACUCCAUUAAAAAGGCGUCGCCGUAUGGGAAUGUGCAGAGAGAAUGAGACGUCUCUUCUCGAAGCCUUGCCACAAGACAUUCUGGUUCGUGUACUCUGUUGUGUAUGUCAUGAUGAUCUGAAGCAGCUCAUCCAAGUAUCGAAGUUGAUCAGAGAUGCGACUUUGAUAGCAAAGCAAUCUCACUUUGCUUACAGUACUCCACGAGCGAAGAUAACCGGUUUAAGAACUUCGAUUGAUGGCGAUUUCGAGCACGAAAGUCCUGAAGCACCAAAUGCUCCUAGACAGCAAAGGUGUAACAGGUCACGAAUCAGCGGGAAGAAGCUAUCUGAUAUAAGCGUCGCCUUGUUCCAUUCGCCGGAGGAUGAGCGGUGGUCGAGGGAUGCAUUGUUCGACUAAACAGGGGGAUUGAGUGAACUGUAAAUGCAAUUGUUGUGUGUAGUUAACCACCAUUGACAGCUGAGUCAGAGAGGUUGGGAUUUGAUUUUGGUGAUCAGAUCACAUAGCCUGUGUAUGUAGAAAACACUCAAUGCAAGCUGUUGUUCUUCAAUUCCUUCAUUGAAGAUAAAAAGAGAGGAUUGCUUGCUGAUGUGUUGUACUUAUACGAAAAUUGAAGAUCUUUUGGGAAGGAAU
Telopea speciosissima is the source of this 945-nucleotide messenger RNA. Its product is annotated as F-box protein At1g61340-like. The record is from RefSeq and is a predicted model, not a curated record. Gene Ontology annotation, molecular function: protein binding. The transcript has 2 exons. Lineage: Eukaryota; Viridiplantae; Streptophyta; Magnoliopsida; Proteales; Proteaceae. The coding region runs from base 136 to 711 and encodes 191 amino acids.